Molecule: messenger RNA, 1074 nt
Organism: Symbiodinium sp. CCMP2592
Lineage: Eukaryota; Dinophyceae; Suessiales; Symbiodiniaceae
Source: the annotation of a GenBank genome assembly
AUGAAAAAGCCGCAGUUUCCUCUUCCGAAACGGGGGAAACGUCGUGUUCAAAGGCGCCCAGCGGCCACGAACACCUACGUCCCUGUGCCCUAUGUUCGUCAUGGUCAGCCAACCACGAAGAACAAGGCACACCGCCAGCGCUGGGGACGAUCAGUUCAAAUGUUCAUGGCAUUGCGGGGCCGCAGGCUCAUAGAGCGGCUGCAAAAGGAUCAGGUCCUACCCAACUGGGAGGGUCACACAUGUCCUCGUUGCAGCACAGGCUCUCUUGGUAGUCUCAAAUACUUCAAGGAGAAGAAGGUUUGGGCCUACCGCUGCAGCCACCGUCAUUGCCACAAGAUGUUGCAGCCUCACGACUAUCACCCCAUCUUCUUCCUCGGUGCGGGCAACUCCCAGACAAAACUGCACGAGCAAGCGGCUGUGCUCUACGCGGCAGUGGCAGGGGUCUCUUCUCAGGCAGCUCAUCUGGUCCUGGAUAUGGACCACAAGCCAGUGGAGAAGGACAUCACCUACGGUGGCAACUGGGAGGAUGCGGAAGUCGACGAGGUCGACAUUGGCAAAAGUACCGACAACAACAUUGAGGGCGAUUACAACACGAAGUGGGAACAGUGGGGCGGCCUUGUCCAACGAGGCUGUCCUUCAUCGCUUCGUCUUUUCAAGCUGGAGCCGAAGCUCACCAAAAAGCGAGCUCCCGGCCCGGGGCCUAUCAGGAAACGAGACUGGAAGGGCAUCGGGAUGAAGCUCCUCGCCAACUCCAAGGUUGUCUUGCACAGCGACGGCGCCAAGGCCUACAAACUCAAAAUCCCGGAGGUGAUCCACUGCAACGUCGUCCACCAGACAAAGAAGGUUAAGAUCAACGGCAAGGUGCACUGGAUCAAGCCUCACUACACGAAAGUGUACAAGGUGAAGUUGCCGAACGGCAACCUUCUGAGCGUGAAAAGCGGCACGCAGAUAAUCGACCGCAACCAGGCCCUCACAAGGAAGAUUCGCUCAGCCCAGUUCACCUACUGGUUUCGCUAUGGCAACAUGUGGAAAGCCACAGGUACCAUGCUUGACUUCCUUUGGAACAAUAGCUAG